Messenger RNA from Miscanthus lutarioriparius, 300 nucleotides. The record is from the annotation of a GenBank genome assembly. NCBI's taxonomy places the organism in Eukaryota, Viridiplantae, Streptophyta, Magnoliopsida, Poales, Poaceae.
AUGGCGAAGGCUACUAGCGUCACGACCGGCGUGGUCGCGCUCCUGUGCGUCGUCAUCCUGCUCCUGUCGUCCGCCGUGACGACGACCGAGGCCGCCGCCGGCAGGCAUUUGGGGAUGGGGAGGAGGGACGGCGAGGCCGUGACGACUGCUGCUGCGACGACCGUGACGGGGACGGGGCGGCCGCUCGGUAAUAAGGUAAUGCGAGAGGAGAUGGAGACGUCGAUGACGGACGGCGACGGCGCCGGUGUCGGCGAGUCCAAGAGGCGGAGCCCUGGCGGCCCGGAUCCUCAGCAUCACUGA